GUUCUAAACCUAGCCCAAGAGAGGGAGCGCAAGGAGUGAGCGCAUCUGAGUGAGCAAACAGAACUAGAAACAAUAGGUGCAUUUUUACUCUAUCGAACGUCGCUUUUGAAAGACUGUCACUUUUACUGCCCUGGAGCCAUCUUUCCAGCCUUGUAGUAUAACGCCCUCGAUCCCCGCUUGAAAACUCACACACGGUCGUGUCAGCUGGCAUGAGCUAACCCACCAGACAUGGAAACCAAACCUUUCUUGUCAUUGGGGUUCCUGAAGCCCCAGUGCUCGCUGGCUCCGCCCCCCCAGCGAGGACGCUCAGGGGAGGCCUGCUCCUGUUUCACCGGCAUGUGUCACCUCCACCAGCGCCGGAUAUCUACAGGUAACACGCAACGUCAUCUCCACAUCCCCUCGCCAUCUUCCCCGUCAUGGCAGACUCAGCACCUGGGAAGACACCUGUAUGAAAUAAAUUCAUCAGGUCAGGUGACCUCGUCUCCCCUGGGCUCUCCCACGUCCCACCGGGGCAUGCACCCAUCCCUGCUCAGCCCGUCCUCCAUGGGGCCCUCAGGCUCCCUACACUCUCCCAUCAGCACCCUGAGUUCUCCCAUGAACGGCCUGGGCUCACCCUUUUCUGUCAUCAACUCCCCCAUGGGCCCACACUCCAUGUCCUCGCCCGGCAUGGGCUACGGCCCCAGUGUCAGCCCCCAGAUGUUCCAGCUGAACUCUCAGAUGAACUCGGUCAGCAGCUCGGAGGACAUCAAGCCCCCGCUGGGUCUCAACGGGGUGAUGAAGGUGCCCGCCCAGCCCUCCCAGGGGUGCAUGCCUCUCUCCCUCACCAAACACAUCUGUGCCAUCUGCGGAGACCGCUCCUCAGGUAAACACUAUGGAGUGUACAGCUGUGAGGGCUGUAAAGGCUUCUUCAAGAGGACAGUGCGGAAGGACUUGACCUACACCUGCCGCGAUAACAAGGACUGUCUGAUUGACAAGCGCCAGCGCAACCGCUGCCAGUACUGCCGCUACCAGAAGUGUCUGGCCUGUGGAAUGAAGAGAGAAGUUUUGUUACACGCAGCCGUCCAGGAGGAGCGCCAGCGGGCCAAAGAGCGCAGUGAGAACGAGGUGGAGUCCACCAGCAGCGUCAACGAGGACAUGCCCGUGGAGAAGAUCCUGGAGGCCGAGCUUGCUGUGGAACCCAAGACAGAGACCUACAUCGAGACCAACCUGGGCAUGCCAUCGAACUCGCCCAACGACCCGGUGACUAACAUCUGCCAAGCAGCCGACAAGCAGCUCUUUACACUAGUGGAAUGGGCCAAGAGGAUCCCCCACUUCUCUGAGCUGCCCCUGGACGACCAGGUCAUCCUCCUACGAGCAGGGUGGAAUGAGCUCCUCAUCGCAUCCUUCUCACAUCGUUCGAUAGCGGUGAAAGAUGGGAUCCUCCUAGCAACAGGGCUACACGUCCAUCGUAACAGUGCCCACAGUGCUGGAGUGGGAGCCAUUUUUGACAGAGUGCUCACAGAGCUGGUGUCCAAGAUGAGAGACAUGCAGAUGGACAAGACAGAGCUGGGGUGCCUUCGAGCCAUCGUCCUCUUCAACCCAGACUCUAAAGGCUUGUCAAACCCAGGUGAGGUGGAGGCUUUGAGAGAGAAGGUCUACGCCUCUCUGGAGGCCUACUGCAAACAGAAAUACCCAGAUCAGCCUGGCAGGUUUGCCAAGCUGUUGCUGCGGUUACCAGCCCUGCGCUCCAUUGGUCUGAAGUGUCUGGAGCACCUGUUCUUUUUCAAGCUCAUCGGGGACACGCCCAUCGACACCUUCCUCAUGGAGAUGCUAGAGGCGCCCCACCAAAUUACAUAACUGCAGGCGUGGCGUCGCCCAUGUUCCCCUUGCCCCCUCUGCCUCUAACCCCUCUGGACACGGAGGGUGGUCCUGCAAACCACUCCCCCUCAAGUGAUUAUGUGACAUCAUUGGAUCUAGAGAAGUCCCCCCUCUUUGAUGUGUUUCAAAAAACAAGUUCAAUGUCCAUGGGUCUGUUUUAUACAUUGUACAAAUAUAUAUAUAUAUAUAACUCAUGAGAUGAAUUAAAAGACAACGAUGGGACUGGUGAUGAAAUGGGCCAAGGAGAAAGGAAGUGUUUUAAGCCAUUGUUUUGUAACGUGAAACAACAACCAAGAAGAUCAGGUGUUAAAGGUAGGUCUGUUUGCAAGUGUAUUUUCAACUGUGGCGGUUUCAUCAGCAGCGUAGUAAUUGGGACAAUCGUGUUUUGGACUUGUUGAAGAGAGGCGGGGCUGCAUGGGCAGUCCCUGGCUCUGUUCGGAGGCGUCUCACUUUCAGGACUAACUUAAGGGAGAUUGGUACGUUUGCAGAGGGGAGUAACGAAGCCCGGUCAUGUCCGGUCCAAUCCGUUCAGGUGUUGUCCAGUUUAAUCCGGUCAGGUCCGGUUGGGUCUGUUUCGAGGUGUACUGUAUGUGUAUUGGGAGAGAAGGACUCAGAGGUGGGACCAUGCAGAUGAACAGUGCUCCACUCAGGUCCCUCAACCCAAACUCAGCCGCUUCUCCAUGUCUCCUUAUUCUAUUAGCACUGUGUGAACAUGUGGAGGAGAGACGCUACGUCGCUACAUCGGUCUAGUAUUCAGAGGCUCAGAUAGCUUUAGUGACUGAUUGGAGUGAAAGCCUGCAGUGUGGCCCCUUAGGACCAGAGCUGGAUGACCUUCAUGUGGCCUGAAAAAGCUUUUCUCUGGAACUACUCAUUCUGUUGUACUGUACUGACAUUAGGGGUAGUGUGUAUCUGGAUUCACCCUCACAUAAGCCCUAUACUACAUGUGCAUUACUGUGUGCUCUGGAAGGUUGACACAGGAAGAAAAGGAAAGCAAACAGAUUAACAUCCUCAUCGCUCUACUACAAGCAUUUUUCCUGUCUGUGUUAAGGUGACAACAAAAUGAAGAAGAAAAGGACGAAUGGUUUGUAGGGAAAUACAGUCAGCUGAUUUGAACUUUUUAAAGUGAUGCCACGUCUUUGUCAUGCCAUGUGUCCCUCCACCUCUGAGACCAUUUGUUUCUGCUCCUUCCCUACUUCUGUGAAUUACAGCACACCAUAAUCAACCUCCACACAGCAACCAAGCAUGCUGUUCCUCAUGGUGUAACCUAGCUUUAGAAUGGCCUUUGACCUGUACAGGAUAUUUUUAUUUUGCAAAACAAUUUGCAAUUACCUCUGUUUUCAUCCCUCAAACUCUCAGUUCCCCCCCCCACCCCCUCUCCCCAGACAGCCCCAUGUCAAACAGUUCAUGGGAGAAGUGCUUCAAUGCAGUCAUGUUUAUGGUGAGAUGUUCUCUUAUUUCUUGACACUUUACCUCUGUAUUGUGGAGCCCAUGCUACUCCAUUGCGAGCUCUGGCCCAGACCAUCCACUCUGACUGGAGGAUGUGGGCCUGGUGAAGAGACAGAGACCCUUGACUGCUCCACUGCCCAGCCUCCCCUCACCGGAAUCCACACCCUGCACUUCUCUGGACAACCCAGUUUCAUUUAAGUUUAAGUCAAACUGAAAUGUUAAAUAUGUAACAUUAUGUAUAAAUCUGCUAUAUGCCCAUAUUGCGCAUUUUUUUAUUUAUAUGCUGCAGCUGCUGCAUAACUAUGCAUCAAGCAUUUUUCCAAAGAUUGUCCAUAGAUAGUGCAGUUUCGUUCUUAUUAUAAAGGGGUGGUUAAACCCUGUCUUGUAGAACAGCAGACUGCUUUGGAUUUCCAUCAACUCUAGCAGAGCUCCAGGACCAAGUUUAGCAGCCCACAUGAUAGCAGACUAGAGAGAGCUAGAGAGAGACUAAAACAUUUGCUUUGAGAUAGAGGGGUUAACCAGCGAGAAUAGGGAACCUGGUGGCUAUGGGAGAGCUGUGACUUCCCCCUAGUGGAAGAGAUGCACAACUGCUACAUUACUUGAAUUUUGUACAAGUAUUUAAUCAGAAAAGGCACUUUUUCAUGACAUUAUCAAUAUUCAUUUUCCUCUUUGGUCAGACAAAAUAUCAAUUGAAUAAGUAGCAAUAACCACAGCAGGAUUGAUUGACACAUCCUUAGUCCAAAUCUAGUUAAUGUAUUUUAGUGAGGUGAAUUAAUUUUCAUUAGGUCUUAUUUUAAACUAUUCAGGAAACAGAAAUGACUGCCGUGUUCAGGCCAAUUCUGUCUAAACAGUAUUUUUAUCUGGACUAAAUGGUAAUUGUCAGUCAGGGAAAAACUACUGAAAAUGAAUUGGCUCAUUGUUCAAAUGAUUCCAUCUUAAGCACUAGGAAAGGUAGUUCUCUGGAAAUUGCAUUCUCUGGAACAUGAGGUCAAAUCAGACUGCCACCCCAACUAAAAGUUCAGAAAAAUAACCACAUUUUGAUUAUUCAUUAAUUUGCAAACGGUUAUCCAACUUUUUAAAUGUACACCUAAUCCGCUCUCUUGUGUAUGAUGUCUCCUUUCUGAGCUUGAUCGGGUUAAUGUGAUUUAAGACCCCAGGUAUAUACUGUACGUAAAAGCCAUACGCAGAUGUGCAAGCUCACUCACUCCUGCAGGAAAUGGACAGAAAAGGGUCCUCUGGACUGACAUGAUUACUUAGAUAGAAUAAAUAGCUAAGAAAAAUGCUUCAUACACCAUAAAGCUCUAUUUUGUCUAUAUGUAUAUGUGUAUAUAUUUAUAAAUAUAUAUAAAUCUGUUCCGUAUGUGUGUCCAGUCAAUUUUAGCAAGAGGGAGACAAGUAUUUCAUUUGAAACUAUUCUGAGCCAGGACAGAUUCCAUAGUGUUAUACGCAGUAGUUUUUUGGUGUAAAAAAACUUUUUUGCAUUCAACCUUGAGUCUCUAAAAGUAAAUCAACCAGCAGAAUACCAGCAGCUCAAAGCCCUAAGAGAAGGUCCCUCACCAGCUAACAGCAGUUAUAUAUGGGACCUGAAAACAUAGCAAAAAACCUGGUUAAUACACUCAAAAGACAUGAAGCCCUCCAAAAUCGAUUGCUAGGCUACUUGUAUGUUCAACAAUGUUAUCAGGAUAUGCUGAGCUCAUGACACAAUCACUGCUUUCUUUGUUGCAUAAACAGUAAAAUGUAAUGAAAAAAAACACAAAAAAAUAUAUUUUUGUACAAACAUAAUUGUAUCCCUUGCAUAUGUACUCUGUCCCCCCUCCCUUUUCCUCAAGUGGGCUGUUGUAUACAUUGUUUCAGUUAAUGUUGAUUUGAACUGGGGCAGAAAAAAAUCAGACCGUGAAUGGUCAGGGUGAGGAGUGGUUGGCAAUGACACCCUGAUAACUGUCAUCUAUACUUUGUGGCUUUUUUGGCCUAUCGCUACAAGAUGGGAUUGUCCUCUAUUAUAUUUGUCGAUUUUUAGGGAGAUGGAAAACAUCAUCUGUUCUUUGUGGGUUAUCUGAUGUUCUUUCAUGGAAAGAAAAAAAUUGAAAUCUCAAAUUAAAUCUUGUUGAUGCUC
Coregonus clupeaformis (lake whitefish) is the source of this 5416-nucleotide messenger RNA. Its product is annotated as retinoic acid receptor RXR-alpha-A. Gene Ontology annotation, cellular component: RNA polymerase II transcription regulator complex; nucleus. Gene Ontology annotation, biological process: negative regulation of transcription by RNA polymerase II; cell differentiation; response to retinoic acid. The record is from RefSeq and is a predicted model, not a curated record. NCBI's taxonomy places the organism in Eukaryota, Metazoa, Chordata, Actinopteri, Salmoniformes, Salmonidae. The coding region runs from base 229 to 1836 and encodes 535 amino acids. The transcript is spliced from 11 exons. Gene Ontology annotation, molecular function: retinoic acid-responsive element binding; nuclear steroid receptor activity; zinc ion binding.